Messenger RNA from Durusdinium trenchii, 1361 nucleotides. The record is from the annotation of a GenBank genome assembly. Lineage: Eukaryota; Dinophyceae; Suessiales; Symbiodiniaceae.
CCUGGACACAGCAUUUAAGCACUGCCGCGCUUGCCUGGCCGCCCCCUUUGUGCAAUGCUAUUUGGAAGGAUUUGAUUUCGGCAUGACGGAAGUGAUGGAAGUGCGCGACUUCCAAAGAUCCCUUUUGAGGGAAGAUUGUGAAGCGGCAACUGGGGCGGCUGCGACGACCCGGCCAAAGCUGGAUGCGACUUUGCUCCUUGAAGAGCGACAGGCACACUCGGCUCAAAAGCAUGCCCUUUUUGCAUUGGCUUCUCUCAACAACAGGACUGCUCCCAGCGUGGAGGUCUCUUGGUGCCAGCUAUUGGCAUUGAGCCUUAAGCAGCUUACGUUUCCGAUUUCACAUGACAGACAUUUGAAUGACUUUUUUGGUGGCUUAAGGCCCGAGCAAGAGCCUGUUCUUGCAGUGGGACGUCACAAGGACUGCCAUAUCCAACUAAGUGAUCUUCGAGUAUCAGUGAAUCACUUUGACAUCAUGGUCCAGAAGCCAAAUGCAAGCAACACCGCAGAAGAUGGUUUGCACUUGGAGUGCAUGUUGAUUGACCGAUCUUCCAAUGGGACCUUGGUGAAUGGCCACGUAGUUGGCAAAGGCAAAUGGUGUCAUUUACACACCGGAGACGCAAUUGAAGUGCUGCCAUCCAGCAGGGUUGGAGACGAAGAGAUGAUUGCAUUUCUCUUCAGAAACUCCAGUGAACGCCUGUCUGGUGUUCAGUCCAUCUCCGUUUUGGAGGAGUUGGUGCUUUGCCCAAUUUGUAUGCAACCCAUCUACAAGUGCGUGGCACUCAUGCCUUGUUCACAUAGCUUCUGUAUGUCCUGCUGCUCCGAUUGGAUCCGUCGUGAUGCGGAGUCAGCGCAAUGCCCAUUGUGCCGGCGAAGAAUCACGGCCGUCAUGAAGAAUCACCCAAUGGACUCAGUCGUGGAGGCCUAUCUUGUUGCACGGCCAGACCGGCGCCGCCCAAAAGAAGAGUUGCUGGACAUGGACAGCCGAGACAAGCUCAGGCUUGGACAAAGUGGCAAGCUGGUUCGGGAUUUCUGCAGCUUUGCUGCUCCAGGUUCCGAUCAACACGAGGAGCCACAGCAACAGACUCAUUCACAGGUACUUCCGCCCGGCUACCCACGUCGCCAAGAGCGCCACGAGCGCGCGCGGAGGUUACCGUACAGUCGUGGCUCCCAGGUUUGUUGCCUGCAAUAGCUGAGCCACUCGUUUUUCGCAACGAAACGUACAUUUGACACGCAAAACAUGGAGGCUGAACAAGUCAGGCCUCAGCUCGUCUUAGGACUCGCUUUUGGUGCAGUGGAUCGUGUUCAGCGGGGUAUUGAACCCUUUGUCCACUGCGUGAAAUCGCAGACAACUUGGCGAGAUC